This is a messenger RNA of Parasteatoda tepidariorum (common house spider), 9071 nucleotides long. Lineage: Eukaryota; Metazoa; Arthropoda; Arachnida; Araneae; Theridiidae. The record is from RefSeq and is a predicted model, not a curated record.
GAUAUUUUGAACCUUCCUAUUUCAGAUUCUUUAUGCUGAUGAUAGCAUUUAGAAACUAGAAUAUUUAGAAAUGGUAACAACUUAAUGAUUUGGCCCAAUAAACUUUUCAGACGAGAACAAUAGCCGCCGUUACUGCAGAGGUUAGAAUCAGUGCACAAUUUCGAAUUCCACUUCUAUUUUUAUCGAAAUUAUCUCCUCUUUUUCUGAAGUAUUGAAAACAAAAAUACCGGAUGAUUUGGUUGUUCUCAUCCCACAAAUUUCCGGUUUCGACAGUUGGUUCCCCUAGCUCCUGGAGCAAGUGGACACGCAAGAGAGGAUAUUCCAAUCUUUCUUUUCCAUCCUUCCUCUCCACCCCCAUAGAACGUCUUCAAGAAGACAGGAUACACGGUCAAUUGCUAGAACGAAAACUUUACCUGCUUUCUCACGGAAAAGUUAUAUUUUAUUAUUCACCAUUUAGAGGGUUGAGAAUAAGUUUCUUGUGUGGAGUAGAUGACCAAUCGAACUGCAGGCCGGUGCUGUCUUCUGAGUUCUGUUUUAUUCUUGGAUUUAUUCCUUCGAAUAUUGUUUUUGUUUGUGGAUGGAUGUCGUUUCUUGGAUUGGUGUUCUGAAGUUAGUGUUUAUUUGCAAGUGCGCGUUCUGUUAGGAAUAUUUAAAAACAUGUUGGUGGACCUGUGUACUAUGGAUAUAAUGAUCGCGCGGUUGUGCAAUAUUGUGAGGAUUCUAGAUAUUACCACAGGUUGUUGCUCUGGACAAGUUAUGCUAGGUGAUAGCAGGGACGUAGUACAAGGUGAAAGUUUACGACUUCCCUGUAGAUUUCAUUCAGCCUUAGGAUCAAGUACUACGCUCUACUUUUGGAGUAGAGUGAAUAAAGAUGGUAAAGACAAUGCAGCUAUCAAUGCUGCGGCAUUGGACCCUCAUUACAAUAUAGACUUCAGCCCUCAAGAGGGCAAAUACGAUCUGCUCAUAUCUCAAGCGAAUUAUGACAAAGACAAUGGAAAGUUCGAAUGCUGGUUGAAGGAAGGGGGCAGCGGAGUUGACAUCUAUAGUGUUUCUUAUGUCGUAACUGUUUUAAUUGUUCCUGGGGAACCUAGAAUAACUCCACCAAAGCCCAUAGCCAGGGAAGGAGAGUCCACAGCUCUUACUUGCUCAAGUGAAGGUGGAAGCCCAGAUCCUACCAUCCGCUGGUACAGAGAUGGCGUCCUACUUCAAGGCAUGGUCCAGAAAGGUGGCUCCAGGGAAAGGCCUACGUCCAGCGUACUGACCAUCACUCCUAGACUAGAAGACGAUGAUUCUAUCUAUAGAUGUGUUGUUUGGAACAGAGCUUUGAGGGAGGAUCAAAAACUUGAAACAAGUGUCAGUCUUAGGGUUCACUAUUCACCUAGAAUAACUGUGGGGCCCUCUAACCCUUUAAACGUCCUAGAAAAUACUGAUGCUCAUUUAAGCUGCAAUGUGAUAGCAUCACCCCCUGUUCGUUCUGUCAGGUGGUUGAGGAAUGGAAUGCUGAUAUCUAACACUCUCAAUCAUACUAUCAGAGGUGUCACAUCUGAAGACAGUGGUAUUUAUAGCUGUAUCGCUGAAAAUGGCAUUGGAGAACCUACACAAGCCAACUUGGAAUUAUCUGUGCUUUAUGGCCCCCAAGUGAGACUUCCAACAUAUCAGGAAGUAGCUGCUGGCGAACCUCUCAUAGUUAAAUGUGAAGUCUUGUCUAAACCUCCUCCUCAUAUGAUCCAAUGGCUGAAAGAAGGGGAUCCGUACUUCAGGCAAACAGGAGACACUCUACGAAUUGAUAAAAUUACUGUAGACGAUGGUGGACGAUAUAUUUGCCAGGCUGCCACUUCUUUCAGACCUUCAGGUUCUAACAUCCAAACUGAAGCUACAGGAAAUGGAACAGUUACAGUUAGAAUCAAACAUAAACCUGGCCAGGCUGAAAUCCAUCCUUCUCAACCUGUAGCCAUUGCUGGUCGACCGUUUACACUCUCUUGCACAGCACACCCUCUUGGAUGGCCAGUACCUGAAUACAGGUGGUGGAAAGAAGGCCAGCAGAAAGAAGACCUUACUCAGAAACCGAAUUAUACCCUAAUAUCAGCUCACAUGAGCCAUGAAGGUAGAUAUUUCUGCCAGCCUUUUAAUAGUCUUGGAAGGGGUGGAUCAGCAUCUGUGUAUCUAACUGUGCAUGAACCAGCAUCUAUCCUCAUACCACUUAGACCUCAAACCAUCAAAAAGGACAAAGAAAGAGAUUACAGUAUAACAUGCAGAGCUCGUGGAAAGCCCAAACCAAAAGUCAGGUGGUUACAGAAUGGUCAAGAAAUAUCUGAAGAUAGCGGGCUAUUCCAUAUUUCAAAUUCUGAUAAUGUAGAGGACAAUAAUGCAUUCACUGUACAAAGUACUCUGUCGUUUACGGGACCCAGUCGUCGAGAGAAUGGCCUCACUCCUGGCGACAGAGGAAGAUAUACUUGUGAAUUUAAUAAUGGAUUUGGCGAGAAUGCUAGGUCUGAAAUGAUGCUCAGAAUUGAACAUUCCCCUGUGGUCCGACAUACGUACAAUCGAGUGGCUUUUGAUGUGGGAGAGACCGCUGUUUUGCAGUGCAAAAUGCAGGCUUACCCUAGCCCAACAUUUGAAUGGGUUUCGAGAGGACGUGUUCUGGACGAAUAUGGGAACUAUGGUACGAACAUCACAGACCUAGGCGAAGACAUAUAUGCUGGUGUUCUCUCUAUUCGAGACAUGAAGGAAGAAGACUACGGAGAGUACACGUGUAGAGCUUCCAAUCAAGUUGGGGAUGACAAGAAAACCAUUAUCAGGCUUGUUAGGAAAGGUCCUCCUGAGAGGCCUACUCACUUAGAGUUGAUAGAAGUUAGUUCAGAUAAAGUGACUUUGAGAUGGCAAGAAGGAUUCAAUGGUGGUUUCGCCAACACUGAGUUUUUGGUUACGUAUCUCAAUACUGAAAAUGGUCGACAAAUGAAUGAGUCCUGUCGGACUCAAAAUUUGUGCCAAAUCACUGGUCUCUCUGCAAAUACAGAAUAUCACUUCAAAGUUUUGGCUGUUAAUCCCCGUGGUUAUAGUCCAUAUUCAGAAGAGCUGUCUGUUACAACUAAAGUGAAUUUAAGAGACAUGCCAAGACCAACAGAAGCACAAUAUGAUCGUGAUACUGGCUAUCUUACAUUUCAUGUUGAAUUAAGUUCAUUAAAAUUGUUGGCGAAGAUUGAGGCUAGACCUGUGGGAUCAGAGAUGUGGGUCCUACAGACUGUGAUCUCGGUCAUUAGACCCAUAGAGAAAGUGCAGUUAAGCCCUCCUGAUGAGGGAUUUUCUGAUGUGCGUGUCAAACUUUGUCUUGAUAGUAAUGACUCUUGGUGUGGUGAUGCCAAAUUGGCAAAUCCUUUUGAAGAAGAGCUUCCAAAUCCCAAAGAUUCUAGAGCUGGUUUACCAACUGAGGCUGUCAUGAUAAGCAUUGUUAUUGGAGGUGUUGUAUUUUUAUUGGUUAUCAUUUUGAGCAUUUGCUGCUGUUGGAAGAAGAGAGUAAAUCACAAAGAAAAGAAAGAUUUUGAGAUGGAAACAACAAAUCCUAGACCAAAGGCUGUGACGCCACCUUACUUCCCAGACGGGGUUGUGAACAAGGGAUUGGAGAGCGUGACGGACGACAUGACAAAAGCAGGUAUCUACACCACCAAUACAUCUGGCAUCAAUGGAGGGAUCAAUGGCCAUAUACCUUCUGGCAGUCACCUCAAUUCUGGAAUGAUGUAUAAUCCAGAUCCUGAUACUAGUCCCUGUAGUGCCCUAGAUCAUUCAGAACCCUGGUUGAAACCAACAGACGAGCUUGGAACAGAAGGUUCCUAUCAGCCUUAUGAUUCUAGGUUACCUAAUGGUUAUUUUUACCCAGAAGAUUAUCAACCUUUAACAGAAGAUUUAAUGAACAUUAAAAAUAGAGACCAUAUACAUUCACCAUACUACGAUGUGAGUGGUCUGCCGGAUCCAUACGCCAUGGGCGAGGAAGACAAACCACAACACAUCUCCCUCUCGUACGACGAGAGUCAUGAAAGUGGCUACUCCACACCUAACUCUAGAUCGAGGAGAGUCAUUCGGGAAAUAAUUGUCUGAUGUGUUUUUCCUUUUGGGUCUUUGUUUUUAAAGACCAGUGUAAUAUAAACUGUGAUAAACUGACAGUUGAACCCUGUCGUCUACAGAAAAUAAACAAAGGUGCCGGCUGCCCAACGAGUGGCCAAUCAUUUUUUUGCCAUUCCAUGUACCAGGUGUCAUGGAACAGCCUUCAAGAGUCUAUAAUCACCUGUUGCAUUUUUUGUGCAAGGGUGUGGCGCCCUCUAUCACCUCACUCCGUAAUGGAGCUGAUUUUUCAACUUUUUGCGAAAAAAAUGAACCUAACCAAAUCUAGGAUCAACAUAGUGGAAAAAAAGAUAGUGAUUUAAUAAAUUGGACAAGCCUGUUUCUAUUGUAUAAUUUUUUUUUGUUUUUGUCCUCCGGGUGAAACCAGGCUUUAAAUUUGCCGAUGCACAAGUCAUUUUUGACUCGGUUGGCAAGGUUCCAAGCUGCUCCCUGGCUUGGAUAUGUAUAUAAAUUCAUAAGAGUAUUCAUAUGAAGUGUAUAUAGUGACUGGAAAAAAGGAACUGAAUAUCUGGAACAUUUUAUUGGUUUGAAAUGCUACUUCAUUGCCUUAAGAGAGACAGAGCUGUAUUGUGUCAAAAUACUUUGUCUGUAUAUAUGCUUUAUGUAAAAGAAAUGCACCGAUGUUUAAUCUUGAAGGAAUUAUUGGAUUAACUCUUGAGUAGCAGUAUUUUUUCUUUCACUGCAGCAACCAAUGCAAAGCGGAAAAAGUUAGCAUGAUUUGAAAGAUUAAUCAAAGCUUUCAGAAAUGAUGCUAUGUGAAAGAAAGUAAAAAAAAUAUAUUAAGUAAUGUAUUGGUGUUUUUUUUUUUUUUAAAAAAAAACAUGUAGAAACAUUAUACAAACUAAUUGAUGUUGAAAUGAGCUAUCACACAUUCUUAAUUCAGGAGGGCUGAAUUUUUUUUCCAAAGUGCAAACAUAAUUUAUUUAAGUAUGAAAAAAUAAUUUUUUUUCUGUUAUAAAAUUCAAAAAAAAAUUCAUUUGAUAGCAAAUAAUUAAUAAUUUUACAUGCAACAUAUUUAUUUUCAUUAUUUAAUGAGCUCAGUGCAAAUCUUUUCUCAACAAAAUCAUAAUAAAAUAAUUUUAUAAUUUCACAUUCUUAUAAUAAAUUUUUCCAGUAACAAUAAUUAAUAAAAAUUAUUAACCUAUAUUGCUAAUAUUUUUCAAUUUAUUUUAGCACAAUUUCUCAAAAUUUUGAACGUAAUCUUACAAAAUAUGCUAAGAGCUAAUGGACUUUUGUAGUGAAAGAAAUUAAUAUUCCCAUAGAGUUAAUCUAACAUAAUGCUACAAAAAUAUGAAUCCAGGUAAAUUCAUUGACAUCUUGUCUCAACCAUUAUUGAAGAAUUAAAUGGGAAAAAAAAAGUUGUCUUUUAAAGAACCUGCCCGCAAUAAGCAUUAACCAAAUUAGAAUUAAAGAUACUGAAAUUUUAUGUCAUAUUCUAAGAUGUUGAUGCAUUUUAAAACAAAUUGUUUCGUUCGUAUAACAAUUAAACUUAACUCGUUUUUUCCCCCCGCUAUGUCCUUUAAUCGUUAGCUUUCCCUUGUCACUUAUGACUCUUUUUGUGAGACAGUAGUUAAGUAAGGCAAGAUUGAGUUAAUGAUAUCACUUAUUUAUGACUGUUUAUUUCUUUUACAUAGAGUAUAGUACCUAUUUCAUUUUUUGAAUUUGGUACCAAAAAAGUAAAUGGCAUUUAUAAUCUGAUGUUGAUACUACAUGAAGUGAAAGAUGCAAUUAAUAUUGUUACUGUUCAUAUUUUGUUGUUGACCAAAAUAUAUAUCAAUAUUCAUCAAUGCAAUAAGGAUAUACCUGUAUCAAUUAUACAUAUUCAUUUUUAAGCCUUGUUAAAUAGAGAGCGGUCGACUCUAUAUGUUUGUCAUGUUAUGGAUAGUAAAUUAUCCUUAACUUGAGUAUGAACUGUGAUAUAGUCACAUGAGUCCUGCAUAUUUAAAUUGUACUCCAUACUCUUACAAAAUUAUGGAAAAAACUUAAGUGCUUCAUCUUUUUCUGAAAAAAUUUAAAUUGAAUUUGGACUUUUUUUAAAUAUUUAAUUUAAAAUAAACAUUUAAAGAUUGAUUUCAAAUACUGGUCUAAUAAAAAUGCAUACAUUUAAUAUAUAAAAAAAAAUGUAAAUACUAUUUUCUCAAUUCUAAAUACCUAAGGAAAAAAAUUUAUUUAUUCUGUAAUUAAUAUAGAUAUUUUUAAAAGACUGAUCUAACUGAUGAAAUCAUAAUGAUCUGUUAUAAAUAUAUAUACAUUUUCAACUACGAAAGUAGCGUUUACUAUUUUAAACAGAAUCUAUUGAUAAUUUUAUUUAUGUACUUUUUCUUGAGAAUGAAACAGCACUAUAUUAAUUAAAUAAUGAUAACAUGGCAGUGAUUUUUUUUAAUAUACUAAAAAGGCUUUAAUUUUAAUUUACUUAAUGUCUAUCAGGGGUGCAAUCAAAUCACAUUAAAAGCUAGAUAUAACUGCUAUAAUAAAUGGACAACCAAUUAUUUUUUUUUUAAAUAAUCAAUUUAAAUAUCACUAAAACAUUUAAAAUAAUUAUUUCAAUUAGUUAUGCUAACCAUAUUAAAAUAAACUAACUAUAAAUUACGCCACAAUAAUUCAUUUUUAUGCUCUUAAUUACAAUACAAUUUUUAUAUAUCCGAUACCUUCCUGAAUUUUAAUUAUUUUAAAAAUUGUUACUAGCAUUAAUAAAUUUAAAAUAUCUUGAUUAACUAUACUAAUUACGUUUAAAUAUAAUAACUUAAAAUUUAUAUAAUGAUAAUUUCUUUAUAUGCCCUAACUAAUAACAAUAAAAUUUUGUUAUUUGUAGAGAUGUACUCGGCACCAUGGUUAUCCUGCCCGAUUUUCAUUAUCCGGACCCCACAAAAGUUUCACUACCCUGUGCCAGGUACCCAGAGUUUUAGUCGCAAGUAUCGGCCAAUGUAAACAGGGGUCUAUGCAGCAUAAUACUCAUUUUGUUUGACACGGCCAUAUUUAGAAUUUUAAUAACCUUGAAAUUAUUCAUAUAUUUUUUAUUCGUACCCGGACCUGCAUUAAUUUUAGGGAAUCGGUACUCAUCUAGUUAUUAGUUACUUUCCUGAAUUUUAAUUAUUAUGUCUUAAUAUAAAAUCAUGCAAAAGUGUAAAAAAAAAAUGCUAUUCAAAUGAUUAAGCAAAUAAGAUGUAUAAAAUCUUCAUAUUCGGUUGUGCCCCUGAUAAUUAAAAACCUGAUACAAGAAGCUGAUACAUUUCAUUAAAUUUUAAUUUAGUUCCUAUAUCAAAAUAUAGUAGAAUGACUAUGUGUGCUAAAUGAAAAUAUAGUGGCAGAAGCCGACUACCAGAAGAGAGAUAUAUUUACAGCUCACUACUGAGAGUGUCUAUUUACCGUCCAUAAACACAACAAAAGAGAAGAGUUGUAUAUUUUGAGUAGUUUUGGUGCAUACUGCGAAAAUAUUUGUCAGUUGUGUUGGCACGCCAUUUCAUUUGUAAACUACAUAGGUGCUGUUGGGGACACAAUUUUGAAAGUGAAGAACUCAUUGCUAGGAAAAUAAAUAUUUAUAUUACGCUGUCAUUAUCACAAAUAGCAAUACAUUAAUCACUCUUUAUUGUGUGGAAAUUUUUAUUUUCUCUUUAUUAUGCAAAGCUAAUAAUGAAACCGUCCCGUAAUAUCAGUAUUUUGUACAAAAAGAUACCUUUACUUCCUCUUGUUAAUAGAGAACAAUAUUUAUGCCACAUAUCCUAUUGUUUUCAUAUAAAUCAUACCUGCCUUUUCAUAUUAUUUUUGACCCUUUUAAAAAUUUUCUUUCCCCUUUUAUGCUCUAAAUUAAUAAAAUGUAUAUUUAUCAUCUUUCAUAUUGUUUUGCUUAUGGUUUUCUAGAAACUGAAAUAUUGUAGGAAUUUAUUACAACUUUACUUUGUUUUGGUUUAUUAUAAACUUACAUAAUGUAGAAAUUAAUUGAAAUUUUCCUUAGCAUUACUUUGCUUUAUUAGAAUCAGACAUAAUAUUAGAAUUUAUUAAAACUUUCCUUAAUAUUGUUUUGCUUAAGGUUUAUACAGAAGGAAAGUAUAUAGAAAUUUGUUAUAACUUUACUUUAUGGUUGAUUGGAAACUUAUAGUACCUAUUCACUUUUUUUACUGACUAUUUCUGCGUAUUUGAAAGUUUUGAUUCUCUCUUAAUUUUAUUUUUAUAAUUUCAAAAAACAAGAGAUUAUUAAGUUUAAAAUAAUUAAAACAAGAUAUUUUUAAAAAAAUUUCCAAUACUUAAAACGAACUUUUUUGUAUUAUGUUGACAGAAUAUAUGUGGUGUAUUUUUUAAAAAAAUUACAGACUGAAAUUUUUUAACACUAAUGUCAGAUAAUAUUCCUUUCAUUUUUUAAAAAAAAAGUCACUUAAAAUUUUAAUCAUUAAUAAGAAUCUAAGUUUAUUAACGGUGAAAAGGAGAUUUAUCUUCAUUUUAAAAACCAUUUUAUUUUAUCAAGGCAGGUAUGGUUUUUUUUUUAAAGAACUUCUUGUUGCUUUAAAUAGGAAUGCUUGAGCAUAUUAGCCUCAAAAUGCUUAUGUGAUGAUAAUAUUAACCUAUAUCCUCUACCUUUACUUUAUUCAUAUUGUCCUACAUCCUCUGUCUAUAUUUAAUUCAUGUCGUCCUAUAGUAAUUUUAAACAAUAAUGCUCAAGUUAUUGAAGUGGUAACAUUGUUAUUUUAUUUGUCAUGCAAUCAAACUUUUGUUUUGAUCUCUUUUUAUUGUUUGUGAAUGAAUGUUGUAAUUUAACCAAGUCAUGUUUUUGAAUCUCUGACAUUGUUUUUUUUCCCCUCCUCCAUAUGUCAUGAAUGCGAUGAUUCACACUUUAAAAUAUAUUGUAUAUAGAUAUAAAUAUAUAUAUACAUACAUAUAUCCUUUGUGUUCACUGUUUGUACAGUCAGAUCUCCUCGCCUUGUGUUUGUUUUUUUAAAAAAAAUAAAUAUGAAUUUCUUUUC